Nezara viridula (southern green stink bug) is the source of this 318-nucleotide messenger RNA. NCBI's taxonomy places the organism in Eukaryota, Metazoa, Arthropoda, Insecta, Hemiptera, Pentatomidae. The record is from the annotation of a GenBank genome assembly.
AUGCUCCCAGAUCAGACGGGUACAGUCGGUGCUCUGUCCGGUAUCGUCCGGUCUUAUGUCGUAAUUGGCCCUCCAAUUAGUAGUUGGUACAUGUUCGGUCCGCUGCAGCGCUAUCUGAUAUCGCUUCCAGAUUUAUGGAGCAGUGACCAGGAUAUAUCGCCUCUCUUAUGGCUGUAUCUUAGCUCUCAUCUCCGAUCCGGGAGGUGUAGGACGAGCUGUGUAGGAUGGUAGGGCACUACUUGCUCAUCAAGGGCUCCAAGUCCCUUACAGAAUCCUGGGACUCAAUUAUUAAAGAAUAUUGAAAAACUUUGUAAAGAA